This is a messenger RNA of Manduca sexta (tobacco hornworm), 1383 nucleotides long. RefSeq lists its product as uncharacterized. Lineage: Eukaryota; Metazoa; Arthropoda; Insecta; Lepidoptera; Sphingidae. Gene Ontology annotation, molecular function: nucleic acid binding. The transcript is spliced from 2 exons. Gene Ontology annotation, biological process: DNA integration. The record is from RefSeq and is a predicted model, not a curated record. The coding region runs from base 1 to 1383 and encodes 460 amino acids.
AUGCAACAGGCGCAAAGGGAGAGCUUCGGGGAAGAGCUGCAACGAUUGAAGUCUUCCCAGCCGGUACAAAGGACGAGUCGGCUAUUCAAGCUGGACCCGGUGUUAGAAGAUGGCGUGCUGCGAGUCCGGGGACGCAUCGGAGCAGCCACAGUCCCGGAUGACGCCAAACGACCGGUCAUCUUGGACGGCCGACACCCCGUCACGAAGCUCAUCGUGCUGCAAGAACACUGUGCCGCAGGUCACGCAAAUAGGGAGCGCGUGACCAACGACCUGCGGCAAAAAUAUUGGAUAAUACACCUGAGGCCCACCGUGCGCACCGUGGAACGAGACUGCGCACUGUGUAAGGUGCGACGCACGAAGCCGCAGCCACCGGCCACGGGAGAUCUACCCCGUGCCCGCUUGGACCCGUAUCAUCGGCCCUUCUCCAACUGCGGAGUGGACUACUUCGGGCCGAUGAUAGUGAAGAUCGGACGCCGGCGAGAGAAGCGUUGGGGCGCGCUGUUCACCUGUCUAACGACACGCGCCAUACAUCUGGAGCUCGCCGCAUCCCUGUCAACGGAUUCGGCCAUCAUGGCGUUGCGCAGGAUGGCAGCAAGAAGAGGAUGGCCGAAAAUAAUGUAUUCCGACAACGCCACAAACUUCAGGGGAGCGGAUGAAGAGCUACGAGCGGCCUACAAGGAGUGGCAACCCGAGCCACGCAACGUCGGGCUGCUGCAUCGGAUGGAGUGGCGCUUCAUCCCUCCGGGCGCACCCAACCAGGGAGGUGCGUGGGAACGGUUGGUGCGAUCAGUCAAAACCGCACUAACCGUCACCCUAAAGGAAAGGGCGCCGUCCGAAGAAACCCUACGGACGUUGUUGGCUGAAGCCGAACAUUCAGUCAACUCAAGACCACUGACCCACGUGAGCGUCGACCCGAGGGACCCGGAGGCGCUCACGCCCAAUCACUUUUACGUCGAUCGACGGGCAUGGCGAGCGGCGCAGGCGUUGGCGGACAACUUCUGGCGCCGGUGGAUAGCGGAGUACCUACCGACCCUGGUACCCCGCGGCGAGUCAACAAGAAGAGUUCGUCCGCUGCGCGUCAACGACGUGGUCGCCAUCGCCGACCAACAGCUGCCGAGGAACGUGUGGCCGCUGGGGAUCGUCCAGCGCACGUUCGAGGGACCCGACGGAGCCAUACGAGUCGCUGAAGUCAAGACAAAGAGCGGCGUAUUUCGACGCCCGGUGACGAAGAUCGUCGUGCUGCACCCGGAGGAGGAGGCUGCGCGAGCUACGCCGGGGAGGAUGUUAGCGACACGACGACUUCGCGGCCGCCGUGACACUGAGGCCCGUCGACGACGCUGCCUAAGGAGCGACGUUACGGGACGGCGGACGCAGCGGGACUGA